GCGCGGGGAAAGAGCGAGCAACGUCGCCGCGCGAUAGUAGUAGUAGAGGAGGUAUGUCUCUCCAUUCACUUGUCGGUUGCCGUCGAUCGAAUGUGUUUCGUGUUCACGCAUUUGCAUCCGCAUACAGAUUUUGUCGAUCGUUGCAUAAACGAAAUAUAUGGCGUGAUCUGACAGGGAUCAGUGAUAUAUAAUUAUAUAAGCGGUCAGUGUGAAUUAUGGUGCAUGGUGAUUCGCGGGAAAUGUGUCGUUGUCCGACCGGCCAUUGAAAAGUGCAAACCACUGCCACUGCCGCUCCCGUUCGAACAAAUUUUUUUUUGUGUGCGAAAAGGAUCUACGCUUCAUAAUCCACAGAUGAGAUGACGGUCGCUGGAAAGAGAUACGUAGACUGCACAGUAUUGAAUGCAAGCAGUAUGCCAGACGCUGAAGAUUCCUCAUAUGAUAGCGAUUACGAAGCUGAGGACUUAACGACGACAAGGACGACAACAAUGACAACGACGGCAAUUGCAAGAGAUUCAGAAUCGCAAGUAUCUUCCGCAGUGCAUGCUGAUAUCUCUCGCACUGCAUCCGAUACUCUAGCAGUUGAGUUUGCAGAGUACGUCACUGUAGAUGGACCUUCAUCUAUACAAAACGCUGGUUACACCGCUCGCGUAGAGUUCGCCCUGAAACUAGGCUACACCGAGAGAUUGGUACAAGCAGCUUUGCAGAAACUAGGUCCGGAUCCUGGUCAAAACGAGCUAUUAGCUGAACUAAUCAAGCUCGGAGCAACUUGUUCCCCGAAAUUCAUUGAUGGCCCCGAAGAAGUUGACAAUUUGCUAGAUACUGAAGCGGACACAGACGAAGGCGAAGAGUCGAUUUUAGUUUCGACAACAGUAACAAAUGGAAUUUUAUCAACAGAUUUGAGACCUAUCGUAAUCGAUGGCAGCAAUGUCGCUAUGAGUCACGGCAACAAGGAGAUAUUUUCCUGUCGUGGCAUCAAAAUCUGUGUUGACUGGUUCCGUGCCAGAGGUCACAAAGAGAUUACCGUCUUUGUUCCAAAAUGGCGAAAAGAAGCCUUUAGACCCGAUAAUCCGGUUGCCGACCAGGAAAUCUUGAGCGAACUUGAGAAAGAUCGUUUACUGGUAUUCACACCCUCUAGAUUGGUAGGUGGAAAACGUAUGGUGUGUUAUGAUGAUCGAUACAUCUUGAAGCUGGCUGCCGAAGUCGAUGGCAUUGUUGUCAGCAAUGAUAACUAUCGCGAUUUAGCACAGGAGAACCCUGAGUUCAGAAGGGUCGUUGAAGGGAAAAUCUUAAUGUACAGUUUUGUAAAUGAUCGAUUCAUGCCACCGGACGAUCCGCUGGGUAGGAGUGGACCUACGCUGGAGAAUUUUCUCAGGAUCGCUCCCAAGAAAGUUGAUCCAGCACCUCCAUGUCCUUAUGCCAAGAAAUGUACAUAUGGCAAUAAGUGCAAGUUCUGGCAUCCUGAAAGAGGACAACAUCCACAUAAAUCCGUGACGGAGCGAUUAGUAGAGCAUGCUCAGCGUCAUCUACAGGCUCGUGGACCUAGUCUGAGUCUACCAUUACCAUCCAUAACUGCGUCUGUCUCUCAUCCACAACAUCCAUCACUCUGUAAGGCCAGAUCUGCUAUACCACCGAUCGUACAAUCACCCGUCCCGAAGAGUAAAUCUGUGGAGAAUGUCACAUCUGACUUGUUCUCAGCUAGUCCGGCCAUAUACAGCCAACAGAUGCCUCUUGCACAAAAUCUUCAAAGCUAUCUUCCUGCAGUAAAUUGGGCAGCGUCAAGAAUGAGCAAACCUGAGCCAGAACCAACGAACAUGCAUCGCAAAUUGCAGCGACAAUUGACUCUGAACCCAGUAUGCGAUCCGCGUCUUUAUCAGCUCAGGCGGCAUCAACAGCAACAGCAGCAGGCUGAUCAACUGCAGCAAUCAGUCAUCAGUCCUCCGCGCUCCAACAUGCAACAUCGACCGUUGACGAGACACGCGAGUAAUGAAUCGGCGUAUCCAGUUACUGCCAUGAACUGGGAUCAUCCCGAUUGUUUUCAGCAUCAUCAUCAGCACGUGAUGCGUAUCGCUUCUGCCCCAGACUCUUAUAACGCGUGGCUGCCACAAAAUUCCACCUUGAUGCGACCAUCGCCAAUUCAGAGGCUGGGUACUUCGGAUCCUCAACUAAAUCUGCUGCCAUCGUCAUCGUCCACGAGUUUACACACACCUUGGGACACGCAUGCCCAAGACGCUCGACGUCGCUUGCAUUAUCAUCUCGCCAAUAUUUUUCCCGAAGAACAAGUGCAAGCUGUCAUGGCGCUUCAUCCGCACGAGAUCGAUCCUCAGCAGAUUUGUGCUACCAUUCUGGCAAUGUUUCCAAAAAAUCAAAAUUAACGCGAUUAGAAAGUUUACACAAGAUAUUUGCUAAUAUUGAAUUGGAAAACUAUUUGUGUAUAGUUUUUUUUAUUUUUAUAAGAAUCUUGCAUACCGCAAUCUUAAUGCAGAAUAUGUGUAGCGGUUAUUAUGUUAAUUAUGAUUAUAUUAAAGAUAUUAAAAAAGAUAAUAAAAUAUACUUUUGGUCAGGUUGAAAACAGAAACUAUUUAAAAAAAUUUUUAAGAAAUAAUAAUAUAUUGAAUAUAUUUUUAAUAAUAUAUUGAAAUAAAUUUUUUUUUGUUUAAAACUAUCUCUUUAAUUGUAUGUGUAUGUGUGUUUUUAAGAAUUUUUUAAAUCCGAUUUGUAUAUAAUUAAUAUAACGGUUACUAUGAGCACAGUUAUUGUGAUAAAUAAAUUUCCGCUACAGAAGCUUCUGUAAAA
This is a messenger RNA of Cataglyphis hispanica, 2793 nucleotides long. It is a transcript of the gene Regnase-1, whose product is annotated as probable ribonuclease ZC3H12C. The record is from RefSeq and is a predicted model, not a curated record. Lineage: Eukaryota; Metazoa; Arthropoda; Insecta; Hymenoptera; Formicidae. Gene Ontology annotation, molecular function: RNA endonuclease activity; mRNA binding; metal ion binding. Gene Ontology annotation, cellular component: cytoplasmic ribonucleoprotein granule; nucleus. Bases 357 to 2372 code for a protein of 671 amino acids. The transcript has 7 exons.